AUGCCGUUCACACCAGACGAAUGGAUAGAACAACUCCGCCAAUGCCAGCACCUCUCCGAAAAUGACAUGACCAUCCUCUGCGACAGAGUCAAAAGCAUCCUCCUCGAGGAAUCCAACAUCCAGCCUGUCUCCAGUCCAGUCACCAUAUGCGGGGACAUCCACGGCCAGUUUUGGGAUCUCAUUGAGUUGUUGAGGAAGGGUGGAGAGGUUCCGGAGACGAGUUAUAUCUUUAUGGCACGUAGGUUUUUGGUUUGCGUUGAGUUGGGCGAUUUUGUGGAUAGAGGGCACUACAGUUUAGAAACUGUCUCCCUGCUAUUCGUUCUCAAAGCCAGAUACCCAGAUCGCGUUACCCUACUACGAGGAAACCACGAGAGUCGGCAGAUUACGCAGGUUUAUGGGUUCUAUGAUGAAUGUCAGCAAAAGUAUGGCAGUGGGACGGUGUGGAAGGCGUGUUGUAGCGUUUUUGAUUUUCUGAGUAUCGCAGCGAUCAUAGACGGCUCAACAUUCUGCGUCCACGGGGGUCUCUCGCCCGACAUCCGCACCCUCGACCAAAUCAGAGUCCUGUCCCGCUCGCAAGAGAUCCCGCAUGAAGGCGCAUUCUGCGACCUGAUGUGGUCAGACCCGGACGAUAUCGAGUCGUGGGCUGUCAGUCCACGCGGGGCGGGGUGGUUAUUCGGGGGGAGUAUUGCGCAGGAGUUCAACCACAUAAACAACCUCUCCAUCAUCGCCCGCGCACACCAACUCGUCCAAGAAGGCUACAAAUACAUGUUUGACGAGCAACUUGUUACUGUGUGGUCUGCGCCUAAUUAUUGCUAUCGAUGCGGCAAUAUGGCAGCGAUAAUGACAGUACACGAGGACGGGGGGAGGUCGUUCAAGGUGUACGAUGCGGCGGAGGAGAACGAGAGGGAUAAAGGUGGUAGGAGGAUCUCGUUUGCGAGGGGGUUGGAGUUUUCAAAAGGGAUUGGAUUUGAGGGAAUUUGGAUUUGGAUUUCUUGGUGGACGUUUUGA
This is a messenger RNA of Coprinopsis cinerea okayama7#130, 1008 nucleotides long. RefSeq names its product protein phosphatase. The transcript has 9 exons. Gene Ontology annotation, biological process: peptidyl-serine dephosphorylation; G1/S transition of mitotic cell cycle. The record is from RefSeq and is a predicted model, not a curated record. Bases 1 to 1008 code for a protein of 335 amino acids. Lineage: Eukaryota; Fungi; Basidiomycota; Agaricomycetes; Agaricales; Psathyrellaceae. Gene Ontology annotation, cellular component: cytoplasm. Gene Ontology annotation, molecular function: protein serine/threonine phosphatase activity.